CGGGAGAGCAGUAGCAGACGACGCAAUGCAAUUUUCUCGUUAGAGCGUUUCUAGCGAUCGCCACGACGGCGCUGCGGUGCCUGAGACAGCGAGCGAGCGCCAACGGGAAGUGAAACAGGCGCGAUUCAAGGUCCGAGGAUGGCGCACUUGCGGCCGAUGCUGCACUCGCCCCUGGCUCGCACCCUCUACGAACGCCUUCUCCGCGACCGAGACCUGGAGCGCCUGGACAAGACACAAUGGUACAGCAUCGACGCAGAGCAGCUGGAGGACGAGUUCCUGCGCUCCCGCUUCGUACAGUGUGAGCUUGAUGCUGAGACUCAGGCCUUUCUCGACCGGAGCACGGAAAAAUCCAACUGGCUGGGCACCCAGAUCCUCCACGCCGUGGCCCGGCUCUUCCUAGGGUGGUUCCUCACAAAGACUACACUUAAUGGGUUCCUCGGGCGCGGCUCAAUGUUUGUCUUCUCAAUGAGCCAGUUCCUGCGGCUUCUGCGCCUAGACGCUGAUUCGCUGAAUCUGCCGUUCUUCAGCUCGCUACUGGACGUGGGAGCGGGCGACGGCAACGUGACGGCAGCCAUAGCGCCCCUGUUUGGCCAGGUAGACGUGACCGAGAAGUCGCCUUCCAUGCGACGUGUGCUGGGUCGGCGUGGCUUCCGAGUGUUGGACGCCGCGUCGCUCAGGCCUGCCGAUGGAGACGACGACGGGGACCAGCAACUGUACGACGUGGUCUGCUGCCUGAACGUGCUGGACCGCUGCGAGGCGCCGCUGGCACUGCUGCGCACGCUCGAGGCUCGGCUCACAAAACCCUCGGGCAGGCUGGUGCUGGCGCUCGUGCUGCCGCUGUCGCAGUACGUCGAGUCGGGCAAGCGUGGCGCCGAGCCGCUAGAGACUCUGAACGUGCGCGGCUCGACGCUGGAGCAACAGGUCCAGUCGCUUUACAAGGACGUCAUGGUGCCCGCUGGUUUCACCUUAGAGUCAUGGACCCGGCUUCCCUACCUCUGCGAAGGCGACCUCGAACAGGCCUACUACUGGCUGGACGACGUGGUCAUGGUGCUCAGAGCUGCCGAUACAUAUGGAGCUGGGCCAUCCUGACGCCCACUCGGCUGUCUAGAACCAACAGCUUCGUCAGAAAAGAACAUCUUCGUGCAAUACAUGGCGCACUACAGCCUUACUCUCACAGCAGCUGUUCUUUAGAAGCGAAGGGCUCAUGUAGCACCGGGAGUGCACCACAAUGUUUUUUUUUUCUUUUUCUUGUGCUGAUAGUUCCACAGCGGAAGGCUUCAGUGUAGUGCAAUUUGAAAGUUAUCGGGCCAGCACCAACCGAUGACUGCAUUCUUGCGUCAUGAUGGGAAUCAAAGUGAUGAUUUCCCUGUUACUUUUCUUUCUUCACUGCUAUGUGCUACCAACUAUAUCUCCUCUCUGAAACAGAGGCCAUCUUUAUUGACUUUGUGUUUUUUGUUUUGUUUUUUUUUUCUGAUGAUUUAUGGUUUUGAUUCACAUUUCUUGCCUAUUGUGAUAGUGCCAGUUACCCACAACGCUGCGUCACCUAUUUCUGAAGUACAGCGUACACAUAUCGACGGUAGGUUCUCUUGCGCGUUUCGGACCCAGCUAGUUUGGGUUAAAUUAAUGUCCCGCAAAUCCGCUUAUUCCUGAUAAAUCUUGACGUCUUAUUAAAAAAAUCCCGCUUUGGCAUACCAGAUGCAUUGCAGGUGAGUUUUCAUGGGCUCCUGGGUUUGUUUCACGGGUUGCGUUUCGUGUGUGUGUGUGUGUGUGUGUGUGUGUGUGUGUGUGUGUGUGUGUGUGUGUGUGUGUGUGUGUGUGUGUGUGUGUGUGUGUGUGUGUGUGUGUGUGUGUGUGUGUGUGUGUGUGUGUGUGUGUGUGUGUGUGUGUGUGUGUGUGUGUGUGUGUGUCAUUACAAAACAAAGCCAUUAGCUCUUUGUUUCGUAAUGAGAUCUCGCGAUCGGCACGGCAAUUCAUAACUGCGGCAUUUACAUGGUGUCAAAAGUAGACGUGUAGCGGCAACCGCGAAGAAAUUCGUGCGCAAGUACGGUUUGUAACAGGUCCGGGGCCGAUCGUGAUAACAGAGGCGCCGGCCACUGACACACAGAAUAAGCUUCGUGAAUUUGCCCCAUUUGAAUAUUCGUGACGCUGUGGGCCAGAUGGCUCUUCCCCCCUCCCUCCCCUCUGGACCGGCCAGUGCUGAGAGGCCCACGUGAACCUGACUGACUACAUUUGAUUACCCCUGCCGUUCCAGCCAUGCCCACACCUACAUUCCUUAAGCCCAUGGCCAGAGCACCACUCUUAUAAAUAAAUAAUUCAUUAAUAAAGGUUCAUUCACUUCUU
Messenger RNA from Dermacentor albipictus, 2340 nucleotides. RefSeq names its product protein-L-histidine N-pros-methyltransferase. Gene Ontology annotation, molecular function: protein-L-histidine N-pros-methyltransferase activity. NCBI's taxonomy places the organism in Eukaryota, Metazoa, Arthropoda, Arachnida, Ixodida, Ixodidae. The record is from RefSeq and is a predicted model, not a curated record.